Messenger RNA from Ahaetulla prasina, 6562 nucleotides. RefSeq names its product patatin like phospholipase domain containing 6 (gene PNPLA6). Gene Ontology annotation, cellular component: endoplasmic reticulum. Gene Ontology annotation, molecular function: phosphatidylcholine lysophospholipase A1 activity. Bases 1201 to 5409 code for a protein of 1402 amino acids. Gene Ontology annotation, biological process: lipid metabolic process. Lineage: Eukaryota; Metazoa; Chordata; Lepidosauria; Squamata; Colubridae. The transcript has 37 exons. The record is from RefSeq and is a predicted model, not a curated record.
AAUCGGGAAACAAUAUCAGUAUAAAUCAUAAGGAUACAAGCAACAUAGUUACAGUCAUAAAUGAAAGGGGAUGGGUGAUGGGAAUGAUGAGAUGAAUAAUAGUAGUGCAGAUUUAGUAAAUAAUUUGACAGUGUUGAGGGAAUUAUUUGUUUAGCAGAGUGAUGGAUAGGGGAGGCUUCUGUGGGGCAAGGCUGAGGGAGAGAAGGGGAUAGGAUAGGAUAGGCUGAUUGUAACUACUCAUUAAUUGUCAAGCUGUGUUGAUUUAUCAAGACCCAUCACAUAAUCACAUAGUUUCCUAGCGAGGCAUGGGUAGUAAAUCAAUAAAUGAUACUACUUUCAGGAAACCCCUGAAAGUUGCUACAAAAUAGCAUUAGCUGAAUUUGCCUGGCACCCUCAUAAAGCAGCAAAAUCCAAUGAAGCUUAGCAGUCCUGUCUUUGUCACUAGUUUAUGGAUCAGUGUGGUAAAAUCACAGAAAAUUGAACAUAGACACAAUUUUCCAUAUUUUCACACAUGAUCCCACUGGAGUGAAAUCUUCAAAGGAAGGAGUGAAUGUAGUAGGCCAGAGAACUUGAUUGGCUGGGAAGUUUAUUCUUCUCGAAAUAUAUCCCCGAUUAUGCUACUGGGAGAAAAGGCUGCAGUAUAGCCCAACGUGCCGAUCGGCAGAAAGAUCAUAAGCAGCUUGCCCAUCGUAGGACAGAAGCGCUAAGAGAUCGAAAGGCUGCAGGUAUGUUAUUGUUGCUGAAAUUUCCACCAUUCCCCUCCUUCCUUCCCAAGUAGAUGCGAACGACUCCAAACUGCAACUGGGGACUGUCUUUCUGUUUCUGGGGAGGGAUGAGUUCAUCAGAAGCACGCCUUCUAUCUAAAGUCGAGAUGUACAGCAGGGUAAAAAGGCGGAGCCGCUCCAGAAAUUCAAGCUUAGCAGCCCUCCGGGUCCUCGGUGUCCGCGUCUUCGUUCCGCUGCAGGGCUAGAAAGAUCGCCCUUGAGCGAGUCGUACAACAACUGGUUCGCAGGCUGCGGGCGUCGCAGAAAAACGAGUGACUCCAGCGGUGGUGACGCAGCUUAAUUGCGUCAUUUUCCAGGCGCCGCUGGGGUCGGGGAUGGGCAAAGGGAGACAUGGAAUGCAAAGGGUGGUGUGGCUGGUCGGAGCUGCGAUCGCAAUCAAUGGGGUCCUUCAUGGAUUAGACUUGGAAGAUAGCCCAUGAUAGCCAUCAUGGGGCAAAGUGAAUCGGAGCCACAGGAGGAGGAAGAGGAUGCAAUGGUUGUGACAGUUAUGCUUUCCAACUUCAAGCUCUUUGUGGAGGAUCAGCUCCAGACCAGCAUGGUUUUGGGUGUUGUGAUAGGAGCUGGGCUUUCGGUAUUGCUUCUUUCUGUUUUGGUACUGAUAUUGAUCCACCGAUUUCAUCUUCAAAAGGUUCAGGCUCCAGAGCAACCAAAAUAUCGAUUUCGCAAGCGGGAUAAAGUUUUGUUUUAUGGACGGAAGAUUAUGCGUAAGGUUUCUCAAUCUACAUCCUCCCUCGUAGACACUUCCAUGUCUGCUUCACGGCCACGCAUGAAAAAGAAGCUCAAGAUGCUAAAUAUUGCCAAAAAAAUCCUGCGUAUCAAGAAGGAGCUGCCAACCCUUCAGCUGAAGGAACCACCCCCAUCUGUUCUGGAGGCUGAUCUUACAGAGUUUGAUGUGGCCAACUCUCAUCUCCCCUCUGAAGUACUCUACAUGUUAAAGAAUGUGCGGGUGCUAGGCCACUUUGAGAAACCCUUAUUCCUGGAAUUGUGUAAACACAUGACCUUUCAACAAUGCCAGCAAGGCGAAUAUGUCUUUCGCCCAGGUCAGCCUGAUACCAGCAUUUAUGUGGUCCAGGAUGGAAAAUUGGAGCUGUUUCUAUCUGAACAGGAUGGGAAAGAGACUCUUGUGAAGGAGGUGUUCCCAGGGGACAGUGUGCACAGUCUUCUCAGCAUCCUGGAUGUCAUCACAGGUCACCAACGGCCAUAUCGGACAGUGUCUGCACGGGUAGCUGAAGACUCCACUGUGCUGCAGUUGCCGGUGGAAGCCUUCUCAGCGGUCUUUGAGAAGUAUCCUGAGAGCUUGGUUCGGGUGGUUCAGAUCAUAAUGGUUCGUCUUCAAAGAGUCACCUUCUUGGCCUUGCACAACUAUCUGGGCCUGACAAAUGAGCUUUUCAGUCAUGAAAUGCAACCAUUGCGGCUUUUUCCCCAGUCGAGUCACCCCUCACGCACAAGUCCUGUCUGGCACAGCAAACGCAUAAUUAGUGCUUCCUCUAUUGAGGACACAAAGGAUAGUACUGGAAGGCAACCAGAUGCCUCUAAAGAUCAAGGUGAUCCCUUGAAAUCAGGUUUAUUAGAACCCCCUGUUCCUCCUCUGUUGAGCCGUUGUAUUUCCAUGCCAGUUGACAUUUCAGGAAUUCCGAAGGGCCCACGGUCUGACUUCGAUAUGGCCUAUGAGCGAGGCCGCAUCUCAGUUUCUCUUCAGGAAAACAGUACAGUUGCAUUGGAUGGCUUUGCUCGAUCAGCUUCCCAAGACUCCCGCGAUCAAAAGUCUGUGACGGUGGAGGAACAGCCAUCAGGCAUCUACCAUUACAACUAUUGUGAGGAUGAUUCAGCAACUGGCGAUUGCCCAUUUGGACCAUACCAGGGCCGCCAGACCAGUGCCAUUUUUGAGGCUGCCAAACGGGAACUGAUCAAACUCAUGAAAAUUGAGGAUUCAUCCUUAUUAAAUAAUCGGGUGCUUUUGCACCAUGCCAAGGCAGGAACAGUAAUUGCCCGUCAAGGAGAUCAAGAUGUCAGCUUGCACUUUGUACUGUGGGGCUGUCUGCAUGUUUACCAGCGUAUGAUUGACAAGGCUGAAGACGUGUGCCUCUUCUUGGUGCAACCUGGAGAGAUGGUGGGCCAGCUAGCAGUGCUUACUGGAGAGCCACUGAUUUUCACCAUCAAAGCGAAUCGUGAUUGUACUUUCCUUAAGAUCUCCAAGUCUGACUUUUACGAGAUUAUGAGGGAACAGCCAAGUGUGGUGCUGAGUGUGGCUCAUACUGUGGCAGCCCGCAUGUCUCCUUUUGUGCGGCAAAUGGACUUCGCUAUUGAUUGGAUGGCAGUAGAGGCUGGGCGAGCACUUUACAGGCAAGGUGACAAAUCUGACUGCACCUAUAUUGUGCUGAAUGGGCGCUUGCGUUCUGUCAUCCAGAAAGCCAAUGGCAAGAAGGAACUAGUUGGAGAAUACGGGCGUGGGGACCUCAUUGGAGUGGUAGAAGCUCUGACCCAUCAAGUACGAGCUACUACUGUCCAUGCUGUACGGGACACAGAGUUGGCCAAGUUACCAGAAGGGACUCUCAACAACAUCAAAAGACGCUACCCUCAGGUUGUCACCCGCCUUAUCCACCUACUGAGUCAGAAGAUCCUGGGGAAUCUGCAGCAGUUACGUGGCUCUUUCCCAGGUUCAGGUCUUGGCAUGACCUCCAGUUCAGAAUUGACCAAUCCAGCUAGUAAUCUCUCAACAGUGGCAGUCCUUCCAGUAUGUGAUGAGGUGCCCAUGGCAGCCUUCACCUUGGAACUCAAACAUGCUCUGAAUGCAAUUGGCCCAACCCUUCUACUCACCAGUGACAUUAUCCGUGCUCGUCUUGGGGCAUCAGCAUUGGAUAGUAUCCAUGAAUAUCGACUCUCUGGCUGGCUGGCUCAGCAAGAGGACAUUCAUCGCAUUGUUUUGUACCAGACUGACUGCACAUUGACUCCUUGGACAGUGCGUUGCAUCCGACAAGCUGACUGCAUUCUCAUUGUGGGCCUGGGGGACCAAGAGCCCACACUGGGUGAGCUAGAACAGAUGCUGGAGAAUACAGCAGUGCGGGCCCUAAAGCAGCUUAUCCUUCUGCACCGUGAAGAUGGCCCCAGCCCUGCCCGCACAGUGGAAUGGCUCAACAUGCGCAGCUGGUGCUCAGGGCAUCUACACAUCAAGUGCCCACGCAGGGUUUUUUCUCGACGCAGUCCCAACAAACUGAGAGAGAUGUAUGGGAAAGUCUUUGAAAAGAAUGCGGAUCGUCACAGUGACUUCUCUCGUCUGGCACGAGUCCUUACAGGCAAUACCAUUGCUCUGGUUCUGGGUGGUGGUGGAGCCAGGGGUUGUUCUCACAUUGGAGUGAUCAAAGCCAUGGAGGAAGCUAGUCUCCCUAUUGAUCUGAUUGGUGGUACUUCAAUUGGCUCCUUCAUAGGGGCCCUUUAUGCAGAGGAGAGGAGUGCAGUACGCACAAAGCAGCGGGCCAGAGAGUGGGCAAAGAGUAUGAAUUCAGUGUUUGCGACUGUGCUGGAUCUCACCUACCCAAUCACCUCCAUGUUCUCUGGCUCUGCCUUCAACACCAGUAUUCACAAGGUGUUCCAGGAUAAACAGAUUGAGGAUCUGUGGCUCCCAUAUUUUAAUGUGACAACAGACAUCACAGCUUCUGCCAUGCGUGUGCAUAAAGAUGGCAGCGUGUGGCGCUACGUCCGGGCCAGUGCAUCUUACGCCCCCUAUUUGCCUCCUCUCUGCGACCCCAAGGACAGUCACUUGCUUGUGGAUGGCUGCUAUGUUAACAAUGUCCCAGGCUCGCUGUGGCGGUAUGUGCGAGCUAGCAUGACCCUUUCCGGGUACCUACCGCCACUCUGCGACCCCAAGGACGGCAAUUUACUGAUGGAUGGCGGCUACAUCAACAACCUUCCAGCUGACAUUGCUCGUAACAUGGGUGCCAAGACGGUCAUUGCCAUUGAUGUGGGAAGCCAGGAUGAGACUGACCUCUGCAACUAUGGGGAUAGUCUUUCAGGUUGGUGGUUGCUGUGGAAACGUCUCAACCCUUGGGCUGAGAAAGUCAAGGUACCUGACAUGGCGGAAAUCCAGUCCCGCCUAGCCUAUGUCUCAUGUGUGCGACAACUGGAGGUGGUGAAGAGCAGUUCGUAUUGUGAGUACAUUCGCCCUCCCAUCGAUCGCUUCAAAACCAUGGACUUCGGAAAGUUUGAUGAAAUCUAUGAUGUAGGUUAUCAACAUGGAAAAGUAGUGUUUGGUGGUUGGUGUCGCGGUGAUAUAAUUGAAAAAAUGGUUCAAGAUCGGCACUCAGCAGACUUCUAUGAGAGCAAACGCAUGGAUGUGUUGAUGUGUCCUAGCGGAGGAUUCACAGAUCUGGCAGAGAUUAUCUCUCGCAUUGAGCCAGCCAAGAGCUAUCUGUCCGAGGGCUAUGCUGAUGGAGAAGAGUCAGAUUAUCUAACUGAGUAUGAGGAGGAAGGAAUGGAUGCUGUACGGGAGGAAGAGGGGCAGGAGUUGCUAUUUGCUCCUGCUGAACAGAAUGCUGUCUUUGAAACAGAUGAAGAAAAAAGUCUGCGUCAUCGCCAGGGAAUCUCCCAGGCACCUCCUAUCCAAUUAGCAACUCCCAAAGGUCCUUAAUGCUGAGUCUCUAUAACUAAAACUUGGACUUAUCAUGAGGUGUUGCCUACUAUAGGUACAGUGCCCUCAAAUCACUUCUGUAAUAAGUUUUACUAUCUGGCAAGCACAGUCAAGAAACUUGUGGAUGCUUUUAAGCUGCUGUCUUAGAAGAUCUUACAGAAGACCUGCUGGAAUUAUUCUUCCUGCCACAAACUGUAAAGCACUGCAUAAUGGAUGUGGCACAGUAUUACCACAGUUCUGGCUGUGCAAAAGGAUCAGGAAGGGCUGGCCCUCAAGCAGACUUGGUAUUUGCAGAUCUGGAAUUGACUGCCUGGCUAUAGGUCAGGGGCAUGAAAUUGAGAGACAGUGGCUAAUCCUUUCCCUUUAGUUUGCUGUGACAUGAAAUAACCCCGAAUUUGCAAAGGACAACAGAAAAGCACUUUACUAAACAUUAUAGAGGAGAUGAAAAAUGAUAGCAGUGCCUGAAAAGAACAAUUCAGACUCCUGUCAUUUCCUGGUGCCUGAUUUUGUCCUUUUAGCCACACCAAAGGAGUAGGACAUAUUUUCCUUCUGUUCCUCGAGUUUUUCUACUCUAGAACUAGCAGUUAUUUCAGUCCUUCACUGAAAGAGGUACAGAUGUCUAUAUAGUUUCUGCAUUGACUAAUGUAGUCCUGCUUCCAGAUCAGCCCCAACACAUCUUCACAUUCCUGUUUUGUGUGUUUUUGUAAUGAAACAAAUGAAAUGAUACUGGGCUCAUUAUUGGUGAUCUCUACAGUAGGGAAAGUUCUUACAGCUUUGGCAAUGACAAGCGAUUGCUGGAGGAGUGAGAAGAGAGACUUUCCAGAGUUUACAGAUUAACAGAGUUGGAUGGGACCUUGUAGGUCAUCUAGUCCAAUCCUCCACCCAAGCAGGAGACCCUACACCAUUUCUGACAGAUGGCAGUCCAAUCUCUUCUUGAAAGCCUCCAGUGAUGACAACGUCUGAAGACAAGUUGUUCCAUUGGUUGAUUGCUCUCACUGUCAGAAAAACUAUCCUUAUUUCUAGGUUGAAUCUCUCCUUGUUUAGUUUCCAUCCAUUAUUUCUUGUCUGGUCUUCAGGUGCUUUGGAAAAUAGUUUGACCUCUUCCUCUCUGGCAGCCCCUCUGGCAACCUCUUUGAUGUUUGUUUGCUAUUGG